Aricia agestis (brown argus) is the source of this 1796-nucleotide messenger RNA. RefSeq names its product juvenile hormone esterase-like (gene ae13). NCBI's taxonomy places the organism in Eukaryota, Metazoa, Arthropoda, Insecta, Lepidoptera, Lycaenidae. The record is from RefSeq and is a predicted model, not a curated record. The transcript has 3 exons. Bases 78 to 1652 code for a protein of 524 amino acids.
AUUAUAUCUUAAGAGUUUUAUCCUUUUAUGAUUUAUUACCGAUUGGGUAAGCUUUGAGCGUUGUCGUUUUAUACAUAAUGGCAACUGUGAGCGUCGAACAGGGAAAAUUGAAAGGAGGUUUAGCAACAACAGAAAGCGGUGUGCAGUAUUAUGAGUUCUUGUGUGUUCCGUACGCGAAACCUCCAACUGGAAAAUUAAGAUUUAAGAGUCCACAACAACCAGAGCCAUGGAACGAAGAGAGAGACGCGACGAAAUCAAACGAAAAGAACAUCGCUAUACAACUCGACCUAAGGACCGGGGGAAUAAAAGGGUCCGAGGAUUGCCUCUAUUUGAACGUAUACACCCCCAAAAUUCCAGGAAACCAGACGGAGUUACUUCCGGUUAUGUUCUUCAUCCACGGAGGAGGCUUUGUCGGUGGCAACGGUAUCGUGAAAGAUGAGCUGGGACCAGACUAUUUAGUCGAAAACGACGUAGUCGUAGUGACCAUUAACUACAGAUUGAAUAUUUUUGGAUUCCUGUCCUUGGACAUCCCGGAAGCAUCUGGCAACAUGGGCCUCAAAGACCAGGUUCAAGCGUUGAAAUGGGUGCAGAAGAAUAUUCAGCAAUUCGGUGGCGACAGCAAUAAUGUGACUAUCUUUGGUAUCAGCGCGGGUUCGGCUUCCGUGGAAUAUCUCCUUUUAUCCCCCUUAAGCGAAGGUCUCUUCCACAAGGCUAUACUCCAAUCUGGCUCCACUAUCAACCACUGGGCAAGCAACUACGAACCGAGAAAACUACUCGACUCUUUCCUCAAAGAAAUGAGAUACAAAGGUUCCGAGAACGAGAAAGAUAUUCACGAGUUCCUUUUGAAAGCCCCAGCUGAAGAACUGGUAGAUGUUUCGCGAAAGGUAACCGCUGAAUUCAAAAAAGAUAGACUAUUCCCUGGAUUCACUCCGACUAUUGAGAAAGAUUUGGGCACAGGAGACGCCUUCUUGACUGAACUUCCCUAUAAGCUGCUAAAAGCGGGUAAAUUCCACCGAGUCCCGGUGAUAAAAGGUUUCUGUAACAAGGAGGGAUACCUUACUUGCUUCAUCCAGCCAGAAGCCAUGUUGGAUGUUAUAAAAAACAAGCAAUUUCACAAGCAUUUCGCUUUCGACAUAGAAGAGGAGGACAGAAAAAAAUUGUGUGCCGAAUUGCAACAUGCUUACGUCGCGUCUGAAGCGAACCCGAAUAAAAUUGGCGAAGACUUCUUCGGGGAUUUAGAUUUCAUAGCCGGGAUUUGGAUAAGCGGCAGGAUUAUGGCGGAUUUGGGAAAUCCAGUUUAUUUCUACGAGUUGAGUUACGAUGGGAAUAUUAACUUAUUGAAACGUCUGUUCGGUAUUAUGAAAGAGGGCGCGGCGCAUGGAGAUGAUGGUGGCUACAUUUUCAAACACAUUGACGUUUCCAAAUUCGCCGAAGAGAAGGACAUCGCAGUUAGGGCUAAUGUCACAAAAAUGUGGACUAAUUUUGCUAAAACGGGUGUACCAACAACGAAGGAUUCUGUGAUCGAAUGGCCUGCGUAUACAGCUUCAACACCGGUCUAUCUCAAUAUUGAUGAAAACCUCUCCAUCAAGUCCAACUACGAACCAAAGAAAAUAGCAGCAUUCCAAGUAAUUUACGACAAAUAUGGAAAGUAGUAUCUGAAAUAUUAAAAAGAACGCCGAUGCCGUGAUAAAAUUAUUAAAAAGAAAAAAAUCUGGCCGUUUGCUUACGAAGAUCCCGAUAGAUGGCGUUUAUAAAAUAACUAAAAAAAUAAUAUUAUUGUUGUGUACUUUAAAACA